Pocillopora meandrina is the source of this 2284-nucleotide messenger RNA. The record is from the annotation of a GenBank genome assembly. NCBI's taxonomy places the organism in Eukaryota, Metazoa, Cnidaria, Anthozoa, Scleractinia, Pocilloporidae.
AUGCGGCCGCUGGCAUCAAAACCGGUGUUUUGCAGGCGUUUUUGUCUGUUUUCCCGACCACUUGGUUCUUUUUCAGCUUUUAAAGAGGGUACUCUCACAAUCCUUGUUUUUAAACGUUUUAAGGCAAAUUUUAAAAGUUGUGGUAUUGAGCGAGGAAUUUGAGCUGCUAGCUUAUCAAAAGUCUGCAAUGUUUCCUUGUAUUGUUUGCUUUUUAUUUCAUUCACAAGCACUUUCUUAACAUUAUCAUUUCAUAAAUCGAAAGUAAUGAAAAUUUAAAUAAAAUAAUGUUAAAAAGAGACCUUUUUUGCUGCAAACCAAUAAAAGAUAUUUGUUUCAGAAAUGAUCUUGUCAGACAUCAUGAUACUUAUUCCGAGCCAUAAGCGUUAAAGGCAUUUCGAUUAAAGGAAGCUGGAGCCAGUUUAAUUUGAUUUGUUGUUGUUGUUGUUGUCUUAACAGUGCCAUCAACUCACCCACCUACCCUUCCAACUCCUUUUCCGACGCAUCACAUGGCACUUUACAACGAGUAUGUGAAACUUAUCGUUUCGGUAACUGGCCUUAAUUGCCUUUUAAAAUGUUUGCAAGAUACAUGAUCUAGGGCGUUAUAUUUCCAAUACUUUCUUUGCUUUUAUGAAAUUGACUUGUUUCGAACGGUUGACUUUGCUGAACUCGACUAAUUGAAACAGUGUGUGGUGAAGGUGGUCAGUUGUUCUGUCGUACUUUGAAAUAUACGUAGCACUUUAUAGUACCUGUCGCAUUUUGCAAUACCUGUCACACUUUGUAAUAAAAUUGUCGCAACUUUUUGAUAAAAAGCUGUCGCACUUUGUAAUACCUGUUGCACUUUGUCAUAACAUCUUUUCGCAACUUUCUAAUGAAAUAAAGUCGCAACUUGUAAUAAAAAAAGCUGCCACACUUUGUAAUAACAUACGUCGUACUUUGUAAGAAAAAAGCUGUCGUACUUUGUAAUAACUCUUGUCGUACAUUGUAAUGAAAAAGCUUUCGCACUCUGUAAUAACUCUUGUCGUGCUUUGUAAUAAAAAAAGAUGCCGCACUCAGUAAAAAAACUCAGUACAGAUGGUCGGAGGGCAAGUAGACCCAAUCACAACCAACAUACUUGUCAAUAACAAUAAUGAUGACAUAAAUAAUUUAUUAUAAUUAUCAUUAUAAUUAUAAUUAUUCAAUCAACACCAUAAUUUUAAUUGUUACUAUUAUUGUUCUUAUUAUCAUUGUUAUUAUUAUUAUUAUUAUUAUUAUUAUUAUCAUAAUUAUAAAUAAUGACGAGCAAGGUGGCAACCAACCUGCAAUGGAACAAGGGAUAUAAUGUAGAAACAUAAUAAUUAAUUAAGGGUACGAAUGGGAUGAAUGAAACUUCAAACCUCACCAAAGAAUCAGGAAAAUAAUUUCAAAGUAAAAGGACUUGGAAAUAAAAAUCGGUUGAUUGAAUGUGACGGUAGUGAUGGGUAAUCUUACCGUUUAAGAAAAGGCUACUAAUUAGUGAAAGUCCAGUGAUCCCAGAAAAUGUUGCAGGAAAUCUAGGAAACAACUUCUGCAAGAGCAAGUCUCGCGGGAAAGUUCUUAUUCAUCAAGUGAUGUGAAGAAAAGAUAACGUGGUUUCUGUUUGGUCUUGACUUUGUGUCCUUAAUGAUACAUACCAACAAUAUAGUACAAAUUUUCCCACGCCUGUUGUUUAGUUUGGUGUGAAUUCUAAUACCCAAAAAUCUAACCUAAUACUGCGAAAAAUCGAUAUGUAGGCUUUUGCAAUUACAUUACUGCAUAGUCAAGCUGGUUGUCAAAUUUAUCUUACUCCUUAUGAUUUGAUCUAUAUUAGCGUGUAGUAGUUUCGGCAAAACAAGGGAAAGGAAAAUAUUUUCACCCAUUAAGUGGUUUCCGAGGCUUAUGAAACCCUGUUAUUGCUGGUACAAGGAAAGUUUAACACGCCCGUAACAGCACGUAAUCGUGAAGCGCGUUAUUGGCGAAAUCGCGAUUGCUUUCAUCUUGGCCUCAGGAUACGCCAACCCUGUACUUUGAUGACAAAAAGGUGGUGACGAAGUCAACUAGAGCAAGUCUUUUUUUGAAAGCGUUUGAAGACGCAAAGUCUAGUAGAUGCAAAAAAUUGUGAAAUCGAGCUGCUGGUUAUGUAGGUCUGAGUGAAAGUAACAUUUUGCGAGAAAUAGACGGCAAAGUGAAGUAUCGAGUACAUAAGUUUACCAGUAAAACUACUCCGAGACCAGUCACUGUAAAAUCUGUACUAGCUCAGCAUCAAAAUUGGUCUAACGGACCUGAGUAG